CAUGUUGCUUUUUCAACGUGCAAGGAAUAGGACAAGCUGGUGAACGGUGCGAUCUACAAAACUCUCAUCUUUCUCCAUUGAAGGAAUCAUAGGUUCUGCGAGGAAGAAAAUGGCUGAUCGAUUUUUUCCCAAUGUAAUGCCUGACUUUGUGAAGGAAGAAGAAGCAGCAACCUCAACCCAACAACCACGAGAAGAAGGGACUACUGAUGGAGAUUCUCUUAUGAAUCUUCUCUCUAUGCCUUACCCUACUCUCUCCCAGCGAUUUCAACGCGCUGCCUUGGAUCUUAAAGAAACUAUAGUGGUGGAGACGUGGGGGUUGAGUGGACAGAGCGUGCAAGACUUCACUCUCUAUAGCGGCAGUCUUGGCACCGCCUUCGUUCUCUUUAAAAGCUAUAAAGUUAGCAACAAUAAAAAUGAUCUCUUCCUGUGCUUGCAAAUUGUUAAGGCCUGCGACUCUGCUUCUCUUGCUUCUAGGGAUGUCACUUUCAUAUGCGGACGAGCCGGUGUUUCUGCUCUUGGGGCUGUUGCAGCAAAGCAUGCUAAUGAUGAAGCAUUGCAAAAUUACUAUCUCAAUCAAUUUGGAGAGGUUAAGCUGUCAAAAAAUCACCCUGACGAGUUAUUAUAUGGAAGAAGCGGCUACUUGUGGGCUUGUGUGUUCUUAAACAAACAUAUUGGCGAGGGCACUAUUCCUCACAAAACUAUACGUGCAGUUGCAAAUGAAAUUAUUAAGAAUGGACGGUCAUUGGCCAAGAAAGGAGGGCCCCCAUUAAUGUAUGAAUGGUAUGGCGAGAGAUAUUGGGGUGCUGCUCAUGGAUUAGCAGGCAUUAUGCAUGUUUUGAUGGAUUUAGAACUGAAACCGGAUGAGGUUGAGGAUGUCAAGGGUACUCUUAUAUACAUGAUCAAGAAUCGCUUUCCCAGUGGAAACUACCCUGCCAGCGAAGAAGAUCUCAAGAGGGAUGUUCUUGUGCAUUGGUGCCAUGGAGCCCCCGGAAUUGCCCUCACACUUGUCAAGGCAGCCAAGGUUUUUGGUGAUAAAGAAUUUCUGCAAGCAGCUGUAGAUGCAGCAGAGGUAGUGUGGAACCGUGGGCUGCUCAAGCGAAUUGGCAUUUGCCAUGGCAUCAGUGGUAACGCAUUUGUGUUCCUCUCAUUGUACCAAAUGACUGGAAACAUAGAGUACUUAUACAGGGCCAAAGCAUUUGCCAGCUUUCUACUUGACAGAGGUCACAAACUUAUAUCUGCUGGAGAGAUGCAUGGAGGCGAUAGCCCAUACUCACUUUUUGAAGGGAAUGGUGGUAUGGCAUAUCUUUUCCUAGAUAUGAUUGAUCCCUCCGGAGCUAGAUUCCCUGCGUAUGAACUCUGAAAUUCUGAAUUUUUGACAUGGUUUAGUGGGGUUUAAUGCUAAUAUUUCUAUUGGUGUAGUACAAUCUUUUGAGUACCAUAUCAGAAUGUAAUAUUCAUGUGAAAUAUACUUCAUAAGUUGGUUUAAGUUUGGCCAAGGUAUUGUGCUCUGUCUAGGACGAGUUUUAAAGGACAUUAUCUUCAUCAGAAAGGUAAUGUCUUGCUACCACAUUGUAGAAGCUAACUUUAAUUGCAGAUAAAAUUAAUUUACAUUACAAGUUUUUAUCACAUUA
Messenger RNA from Hevea brasiliensis (rubber tree), 1631 nucleotides. Its product is annotated as lanC-like protein GCL2. Gene Ontology annotation, cellular component: plasma membrane. The transcript has 6 exons. NCBI's taxonomy places the organism in Eukaryota, Viridiplantae, Streptophyta, Magnoliopsida, Malpighiales, Euphorbiaceae. The record is from RefSeq and is a predicted model, not a curated record. Gene Ontology annotation, biological process: peptide modification; carbohydrate metabolic process. Bases 110 to 1360 code for a protein of 416 amino acids.